CCCAACACUUCCACCAGCACACAGAGGCAGAAGAAACCCCUCUGGAGCAGCACACCAGGCUCAGAGAGAUUCUUCAAGAAUCAAAACUCUUAUUAUGGACAAAUCCAAGCCAAACGUCUGCUCCAGCCAGUGCAACCCAGCUGAUAAGGAACCAGAUGGCGUCCACACCGACUGCCUGGGCUUUUUUUCCAUGGACUCAAAUGUUCCUGGCCUUUCCAAUGUCAUUCUUGCAAAUCUUAACCUGAAGGACCAGAUGGAGUACAGGUCUGCCUUGGAAGGAACAAAAUUUGGCAAGGACUUUGGAAUCCGUUCUCAUCGUGAGAUGUUUCAGAAGAUUGAGGACACUUUCAGAUUUUGUGCUGAGUGUAAGAAGCUUCCACAAGACCUAAUGGAUCCUGCAGCACUUCGCCGGUGCAAAAGGUGUCAAAAUGUGUACUACUGCGGUGUCAGCUGUCAGAAGGUGAAUUGGCCAACUCACAAAGCUUUCUGCAAAAAGCUUCAGCUGGCAGCCAUUGACCGUCUGGUUGAGUGGCUCGUCUUCAGAGGCGUCCUUCCUUUCACUACCUGUGCCUGGACCAGGCAGCCGCAUGAGUUGACGGGUUGGGGCGACUGGUUUUCCAUGCAAGAGAAUCUGGAGUAUGAACUUGACAAAGUGCUUGAGAGCGAUCACAUGAGAAUCCUGUGGUCAAAUGCAGGCAAGCCACGUCCAGAAGACCCGGACCUGAAGGAGUCUGUCAAAAGAGUCACUUCGGAGUUUCUUUCGCGGCCGCUGACCAUUGGCUUUGGUCUGAAAACAUUUGGGUUGAAUCCCCUCAAGCAACCCCUUACCAUCCACGUGGUGGGAGCCUCUCACACAGAGACGUUAAAUGCCCGAGUCACAGACAUGGAUGAGUUGGCUCGCAUGUUCUCUGGAAACCAAGGCCUAGAGGUGGUGAUGGUGGGCCCAGAGGUUAUCAGGGGAGACAUUUCAAGACCCCCUUUAAAGGCUUUAGGGCCUAAAGGAAGAGUCUACCUUAGUGCGUAUAAAGAGCUUUACCACAUCUUCUGGGAGAGUAUGGUGGAGACGCGGGAAGCUGCACGGCCUGAUUUAGUGGUGGGAUUUCAUCCGGGAUUUCAUGCUUCGCAGGGUCUGGCUGAGGGAUGGCUACCCACUUUGCUUCUCCUUAGAGAUUACAGGAUCCCUUCACUCUUCACUUUCUACAAUGACCUUGAGCUGAAGUACUCCCUGCAGAUCCUGGCAGAGCUCGAGUGCCACAUCAUAACAAGUGGCGCUAAUCCUUGGUGCUCCCUGAAGCCAGAGCAGGUGCAGUCCUGCCCCAACAAGCUGCCCGUCUACUGCAACGGGUAUUACGCAGCUUUCCUUGGUGCGGUGGAGGAACCUCGAGAAGGGGAAGACGUGGAAGAGGAAGAGGAACAGCUGAGUCAUCGGCCGCUCUAGCAGUCGGAUAAGCAGGACAAAAGAAGGACAUGGCCCGUGUGCAACGUGUUUGUUUGUUCUGCAUGAUGGGCACGAACGCAGGGGCACACAACAGCAUUUGGACACACUGCCCCUCUGUGUCAUGCACUUGCCCAGGAAUGUGUUGACCGAGAGUUGCUACUGCAUGUCUUGUGAAUUCUCUCGGAGUUUUCUUUGGUGUUUCUUUUUUCUCAGGGUUGUAAUUUGAAUUUGUAGCUGACUAGAUGGGACUGACCAACACCAGGGACACGAUGCAGUGACCAUUUCAAAAACCACUCGUCCAUAAUGGUGGUGGUGGUUCGAGGAAUCAUGGCUUUCAAACGUUUAGAGCACAAAGAUGAGGCUUUGAUUGUCUGCUGGAUGUUAAAAGGAUAAAACUUGUCAGCCCAUCCAGUGCCACCCUAAGCCCAUUUGAAAAGCAGAAUGUGGAGCUCAGGCACUUUGGUGGUGUUGCCUCAUUUUCUCUUACUAUUUAAACAUUUGUCCUAUUUUCUAGAAUAGCAAGACAAGGACAUGGCAGCUGCCAUCACAAGAGGACGUGUAUAGUUUUCUAAAAUUCACUUUUGGCAUCAGCUUUAUCUAAAAUGCAAUUCCAGGAAGCCCAGAUGUACGCGUGACUGGGCACCAGCCCAAUGCCAGGCACCUUCUGUACAUUCAUAGAUGUCCACAGUGAGCUGAUUUCAAAUCCUGCGUCUUCAGGCCUCGUCCCACCCAGUCUGUGUGGUGCAGCUUUAUGGACCUCUGGUACAAUUUCCACAAAAGUCUGGUUUGAUUGUGAAGAUGUGGCCACUGCUAUCGCACUGCGGUGGGGACCAAAACUACCUGACGGAGACCCUUUGGAGACAUCGGCCUUAACGUUUCCAAGCGAACGCUGAGGCGUUUAUAUGAGGGCUGAAGGUGAUCUGACACGGGGCCAGUCUAACCGCUGGAAACAAGGAGCAAAGUGCGGUCGGCACGCAACGUGUCUGCGCUCACUAAUUAGAGACCCUCGUUCAUUCACAGCACGGCGACUCGAGAGUCCACAUAGAGAACUGAGCCUGAACGCACAGCAGGCACACGUGGGGCAGGAUUACCAGGCAGCCAGAGCAAGCCUGGCACCUGACCAGGCCCCGGAUGGGAGCCCCUGGCAUAUUUGAUUCUACAACAUACUUUCCAAAUAUUCUUCUAGAGGCGUCUUGCUGAUACUGCUGUGUGUGAUCAAUAAAAAGAAGAAUUACGGAAAAGGUGCUGGUGUGCAGCACACCUGAAAUGAUUUUCCCAGAAAAGACUCCAUGAAAGGAGUCCACAGUAGACCUGAGGGGUGUUAAUUGAUAUGUUCAGCUGGCAUGAAAGUUUACAGCGUGAAGCACAACUGAAUUACCUGGAAAAUGAAACAAAAUAACAAAUCGGCCCCGCAUUUGGCACAAAACAAACAGACUAGGAGUGCAAAAAGGCCUUCAGACUGUCAGAGAAAACCCUGAUGGGCAGAGGAAAAGCAGCACACUCCACAAAGACAGCGUGGAUGGCAUCGCCCAGUCACCGUGCCACCUGUGAACAGCUCUGGACAACCCCUGUUUGGCUCAUUGGGUUCUUAUGUUGUGCGCAUCCCGUCAGGCAGAUUCGGGGGGCUGUACAGUCAGUCAGCCAUUAGCCAACCUGCUAUACCCUAACUCAGGGUCACGGGGGGCCUGCUGGUGCCAAUCCCAGCCA
Messenger RNA from Polypterus senegalus (gray bichir), 3145 nucleotides. RefSeq names its product putative protein MSS51 homolog, mitochondrial. The coding region runs from base 95 to 1438 and encodes 447 amino acids. The transcript has 7 exons. The record is from RefSeq and is a predicted model, not a curated record. NCBI's taxonomy places the organism in Eukaryota, Metazoa, Chordata, Cladistia, Polypteriformes, Polypteridae.